GAAAGCCAUCUUGAUUGCGUGCUGGAAGUGAAACGUAAACAUAAAGAACCGUGUGUAUGAUAAGCCAUGCAGAAGCCGCGAUCGAACCCUCCAAGCAUCAAGAAAUAAAAUUCCAUGUAUCAUGCCUCCUACCCCGACUCCGUGGAGAAUUGAAUUCCAUCAUAAACACGGGCGAUUUAUAAAACURUCCAAGACUGACUCCAGAGCGACAAGAGAGGGCGAUACUUACGACCAUGGUGUUGUGUUUUCUCGAAGACCUUUGAAAAUCGGUGAGAUUUUUCAGCUUAAGAUUGAGCAGAUGGAAUUAAAAUGGGCUGGUUCAUUGAGACUGGGAGUGACCUUGAAAAACCCUAAUUGUCCACAUACUAAUGUGGUGCGUGCAGCAACAGACUUAUUCGUAGACGAUUGCAAGGAUUUCUGGAUUUUAUCUGGUUCUCGUAUACAUAAUGGAACAUUUGAAAAAGAAUAUGACUUUAACAUACAUUCAUUAAAAGAGAACGAUUGUUUAGGAGUUCAAGUAACACACGAUGGACAAUUAGUUUUUUAUGCCAAUGGUGUUAAUAAAGGAGUGGCUUUUACAGGACUUCCAGCAAAAAAAGACAUUUUUGCUAUAUUUGAUGUUUAUGGAAGGACAAAAGAAGUUACUUGGAAAUAUUAUGGAGCAGAAACUUUGGAUGAUCUUUGCAAAAGGGUCAUAUUGAGAAACAUUUCCAGCACUGAUGACCUGGAUAAGCUUCCACUUCCACUCCUUUUAAUAGAUUAUUUGAAGGAGAGUAUAUGACCCACAUUAGAUAAACUAUAUGGAAGUAAUACUAUAGGUAGCUUUUUGAAUUUCACUAUAUAAGCAGUUAAUAAUUAUAAGAAUUUCAUCUCUGUUAUCAUUUUUGGCUAGCAAAUGCUAAAUCAAUUGUAGCAUUUUGGUACUAACUCCAGAUGGGUCGAUCAGCAAGUAUUAUAAGUACAAUUAAAUUAGACUUCCUUGGCUUAAUUGGAUGCAAUGUUUUCACAUUUCAGAUCAGACCAUGUGUCAUUCCCUUGAGAAUGCAGAGCUUCUUUGCUUUACAGUGUAGUUGUAUUCACAUACAUUCAUGUGUCUUCUYAUGUGCAACUGAGCCCAACCAUUAAACAAAGAAAUGAUACCCUAGGGAAUUAAUGCAUGGUCUGAAAUAAGAAAAUGUUACGCUCAAGGCAAAGAAGGCUAUUAAGCCACAAAUACUAAAUGCACACUAGGUAAUAAAUAUAAUUAACCAUCCUUUAUGAAUAAAUUAAAGACGCUGAUUUAUAAUUUUUGUAGUACCUAUUGGGAUAUUAUGCAUCUUCACAUUGCAGUAUUUAUCGAUAAGUGCAUUUGCUUUUGACCUUUGGGGUCUCAACAUCAGAUUUGAGUAAAUUAUGUUGUUAUUUAUAGUCUUAUCCCGUUGAUUAUUUGAGGUUUUUACUUUGGGUUCUCCAUCUGUUUUACUCCCUAGUAGAGCUGCAAAACCUAAGCUAAACCCUCAGGGGUAGGGAAAGGAAUGAGGGUCCAACGUCUGGACUAGUCGUUGUUGGGCAAGGCAAUAGAGAAUUUGCAUCGAUCAUCAGGUGAUGGCAGCCAUGACAGGACCAAGCAGGAACAAUUGAAUCUGUUUUUAUCUGAUUUACAUGAAAAAAAGAUUUCAAUUUCCCCAGGGGAAAAGUACUCUAUAUAUUGUACAUGUUACUGCCUCCUGUCAUGCCUGCCAUCACGUGAUGGUGCAGACCCUAUAAAAAAUAUUUUUGUUAUAAAUGUAAUGGGUUUUAAGUAUCGCAUCUGUGUAACAACUUGAAAAAAAACUUACGUGAUUCAAUGUCUGGGAUGUAGGAUUUUAUUUUCUGAUUUUCAGGCAUAUCAAGUUUUACUCUAUAUGUUAGUGUCCAAGUUUGAGUAGGGAAAGCUCACUCCAUAUAUGGUAUGAUCAAUUCCAUAUUUGGAUUGUGCGGAAAUACGACACUCAAUGUUUGAUAUGGAAAAACGUGAAAACAUUAAUCAAUAGAAUAGAUAUUCACCUUUGAA
Molecule: messenger RNA, 2032 nt
Organism: Actinia tenebrosa (Australian red waratah sea anemone)
Lineage: Eukaryota; Metazoa; Cnidaria; Anthozoa; Actiniaria; Actiniidae
Product: neuralized-like protein 4
Biological process (GO): intracellular signal transduction
Molecular function (GO): ubiquitin protein ligase activity
Source: RefSeq, a predicted model, not a curated record